UGCCACGGCUAGGUGCUGUCUACUUCCGUGUUGAUUGUGUCCUUGGCACCUUGCAAUUCCAUCCCCCUGUCACGCUACAAAACCUCAAUAAUGGCGUGUGGAGCUCUCUUCAACAAGAAAUACCGGUUGCUGCUGUUGCUGCCCUGCACUCCCAUGUUCUUUUCAUUUCCCUCCCUACUGUCUCUGGUUCUCUGCUCCUCCACUUCAGAGCAGCACACCGGCUGCUAGCUAGCCAAAGCCACUGGAUCGAACAGUCAACAGUGUGCUAGCUGCUGCCUCCUUGGUGGUGUGUGUACUUCUCCCAUGUCGCUCAUGCGAGGCGGUUUCGGUUUCUCCCCGGCGGUUGCGGCGCUGUACUGCGCUGCUCUCGUGGUGGCCGGCGGCCUCGGGAGCCGGCCGGUGCUCGGCUGCUACUCGCGCAUCUUCAGCUUCGGCGACUCGCUGACGGACACCGGCAACUACGUCCGACUGACGGCCGGCAGGAAGCCCAGCAGCCCCUACGGCGCGCCGCCGUACGGGAGGACCUUCUUCGGCCGCCCCACCGGCCGGGCCAGCGACGGCCGCCUCGUCAUUGACUUCAUCGCGCAAGAGUUCGGGCUGGCCAACGUGACGGCCAUUCAGGUGGGUGCCGGGCCGGCCGACUUCCCGCACGGCGCCAACUUCGCCAUCAUCUCCUCCACAGCGAACAACGCCUCCUUCUUCGCCCGCAAGGGCCUGGACAUCACCCCCUUCUCCCUCGACACCCAGAUGUUCUGGUUCCGCACCCACCUGCAGCAGCUCACGCAGCAGCUGAACGGCGGCGGUGGCGGCGGCGGCAGCAUCCUGAGCGACGCGCUGGUGUCGCUGGGCGAGAUCGGCGGGAACGACUACAACUUCGCGUUCAACAAGGGGGUGCCGCGCGAGACGGUGCGCGCGUUCGUGCCGGCGGUGGUGGACAAGCUGGCGGCGGCCGUGGAGGAGCUGAUCGGGAUGGGGGCGAGGGCGUUCGUGGUGCCCGGGAACCUGCCGUUCGGGUGCGCGCCGCUGUACCUCAACCGGUUCAGGGGCGCCGCCGCCAGCGAGUACGACGCCCGGACGGGGUGCCUGGCCUGGUUCAACAAGUUCGCCGAGUUCCACAACCGGGUUCUCACCGCGCGGCUCGACGACCUCCGCCGGCUGCACCCGGACGUCACCAUCGUGUACGCCGACUGGUACGGCGCCAUGACGAGCAUCUUCCAGGCCCCAGGAAAACUAGGAUUCACAAACGCGCUGGGGUCUUGCUGCGGGAACCAGAGCGUGCCGUGCGGCAAGGCAGGGUGCACCGUGUGCGAGGACCCAUCGACGUACGUCUCGUGGGACGGGACGCACCCAACGGAGGCGGUGUACAAGCUAAUCGCCGACGGGGUGCUCCACGGCCCGCACGCCUCCCCUGUCCCUCUCGCCAAGACCUGCCCGCCCACCUGACCAAACCGCUCCUCCUCCACCGGUAGAAAGAAGAUCGAUCCAUCCAUUCUUUGUGCUAUGGUUUUAUUACUUGCUCAUGGAAACAUUGUAGUACAUUGUGUAGGUGAAGUUCAAUUACAGGAUUCGUGUAGAGAAAGAGCUAGUACAAAGUUUGCAUGCUAUGAUCCAUGAUUCAAUGGACGAAUUGCAAAUUGCAUGCGUUUGGAGAAACACUUUUUUACUGAUCCCUGAAGAAGUGUAUGGCUCCUUUUAAGUUA
This is a messenger RNA of Oryza sativa Japonica Group (Japanese rice), 1700 nucleotides long. RefSeq names its product GDSL esterase/lipase At1g28600. Gene Ontology annotation, molecular function: hydrolase activity, acting on ester bonds. The record is from RefSeq and is a predicted model, not a curated record. NCBI's taxonomy places the organism in Eukaryota, Viridiplantae, Streptophyta, Magnoliopsida, Poales, Poaceae.